This is a messenger RNA of Drosophila kikkawai, 3848 nucleotides long. It is a transcript of the gene Prp16, whose product is annotated as ATP-dependent RNA helicase l(1)G0007. Gene Ontology annotation, cellular component: intracellular anatomical structure; spliceosomal complex. Gene Ontology annotation, biological process: mRNA splicing, via spliceosome. The record is from RefSeq and is a predicted model, not a curated record. NCBI's taxonomy places the organism in Eukaryota, Metazoa, Arthropoda, Insecta, Diptera, Drosophilidae. Gene Ontology annotation, molecular function: ATP binding; 3'-5' RNA helicase activity; RNA binding.
GAUCAGCUGUGCGUGAGCAACGCCAACGCGAAUGAGUCGUUUUUGCAGACCGCGGUAAAACCAGGAGAAACUACGGUGAAAAGGGCGACCAGGAGAAGCACACCUGGCCAACAGCAUGUCCGACGACGAGGAGACGGGCGUGCACCGCCUGGAGGGCACCAGCGGUCAAGAGAUGCGUGGCGGCCUGGUAAUCCGGAAGCCCAAGGAUGGCACCAAGACGACGAGCUCCUCCAAGGUGCCACAAGUCUCCCUGCUGGGACUCGAUAAGCUGGCGGCCAAGCGGCGCACCGAAAAGGAGCGGGCGGAGCGCCUCAUCUCCUUCCAGGACACCGAGUUUGACGACGCCGGUGGCGGGAGUUCCACGCCUAACGUCGCCGCCGGCGGAGGAUCCAGUGAGUUCGCCUUCAAGAAACCGGACACCAAGAGCUUCGAAAAGCUAAGGGGACAGCUGCGCGAACACAAAGACGAGACGCCUUCGCACACGGGCGGUGUGUCCGAGAAAGCACGCGAGCGUCUGCGGGAGCACAUUAAACGGGACAAGCAGCGCGGCCGGAAUACCAGCUCUUCGUCCAACUUCUCCUCGAACGAGGGCAAAGAUCGCGACAGACGACGGGACAGGGACAGAGAUCGCGAUAGGCGCAGGCAAAGAGACAGAGAACGCGACAGGGACAGGGACCGAGAUCGAGAUCGCUCCGUGUCCGUUCGCAGUGUACACACUCCCCGGGAACCGGGCACUCCGGGCGGCAGCAGCAGCAGCGGCGGUGUGUCAAACAGCUCUUGGGACGACGACGAUGGCGAGGUCAGCCAGCGCAAGUCGGAUUGGGAUAUGCCCACGCCGCGACGACAUGGCAGCAGCUCCGGCGAUUGGUCUGUGAGGAGCAGCAGCAGCAGCAGUAGCAGCCGGCGUCACCAUAAUCGGCAUGCAGACGACACGGCUCGUCCGACGCCAGCCCAUCGCUAUAACAAUUGGGCCCACGACCGCAAACGGACUGGAGCCACGCCCUGGGGCGAGGAUGCAGAGUCGCGAGACCUUUGGGAGGAGGAGCAGCGGCGCCUGGAUCGCGAAUGGUACAACAUCGACGAGGGCUAUGACGAUGAGAACAAUCCGUUUGCCGGCGCCAGCUCCGAGUAUUUCCGCAAGCGUGAGGAGCAGCUGGAGCAGAAGCGAACGAAGCGGAUAAGUGCCCAGCAGAGGCAGAACAAUAGGGACAACGAGCUGUGGGAGCGGAACCGGAUGCUAACCUCUGGCGUGGUCACUUCGAUCAGCGUGAAUGACGACUUUGAUGAGGAGGCUCUGGAGAGAGUGCACCUGUUGGUGCAUCACAUCAUACCACCGUUCCUUGACGGCCGGAUUGUGUUCACCAAGCAGCCGGAACCGGUGGUGCCCGUCAAGGAUCCCACCUCCGACAUGGCACUGUUGGCGCGCAAAGGCAGCGCCCUGGUGCGCACCUAUCGGGAGCAAAAGGAGCGUCGAAAGGCACAGAAGAAGCACUGGGAGCUGAGCGGCACCAAAUUGGGCAACAUUAUGGGCGUACAAAAGGCGCAGGACGACGAGGAUGCGAAGUUCGACAAAAGCAACGAUACGGCCGACUAUCGCAAGGAUCAGAAGUUUGCCGACCACAUGCGGGACCAGGACACGGGCGGCAAGAGUGAUUUCUCGCGCAAGAAAUCGAUUUCGGAGCAGCGACGCUUUCUGCCCGUCUUCGCCUCGCGCCAGGAGCUGCUCAACGUGAUCCGCGAGAACUCGGUAAUCAUUAUUGUGGGCGAAACGGGCAGCGGCAAGACCACACAGCUAACCCAGUAUCUGCACGAGGACGGCUAUAGCCAGCGGGGCAUGAUCGGGUGCACUCAGCCGCGUCGUGUGGCGGCCAUGUCGGUGGCCAAGCGCGUCUCCGAUGAGAUGGACACACAGCUAGGUGAGGAUGUGGGCUAUGCCAUCCGAUUUGAGGACUGCACCUCGGAACGCACGGUCAUCAAGUACAUGACGGACGGUAUCCUGCUGCGCGAGAGUCUACGCGACCCGGACCUGGACAGCUACUCGGCCAUCAUCAUGGACGAGGCCCACGAGCGGUCGUUGUCCACGGAUGUGCUCUUCGGCCUACUGCGUGAGAUCGUGGCCCGGCGACAUGACCUGAAGCUAAUCGUGACCUCCGCCACAAUGGACUCGACCAAGUUUGCCACGUUCUUUGGCAAUGUGCCCACUUUCACCAUACCGGGACGCACCUUUCCCGUGGACGUGAUGUUCAGCAAGAACACCUGCGAGGAUUAUGUCGAAUCGGCGGUGAAGCAAGCGCUACAGGUUCACCUGACGCCCAACGAAGGCGACAUGCUCAUCUUUAUGCCUGGCCAAGAGGACAUUGAGGUGACGUGCGAGGUGCUGGAGGAGCGGCUAGCGGAGAUUGAGAAUGCCCCGGAGCUAAGCAUUCUGCCCAUCUACUCGCAGCUGCCGUCGGAUCUGCAGGCCAAGAUCUUUCAAAAGUCCAGUGACGGUGUACGCAAGUGCGUGGUGGCCACCAACAUUGCGGAGACAUCGCUCACCGUCGAUGGCAUUAUCUAUGUGAUCGAUUCCGGCUACUGCAAGCUGAAGGUCUACAAUCCGCGCAUCGGCAUGGAUGCCCUGCAGAUCUAUCCCAUUUCGCAGGCUAAUGCCAAUCAACGAAGCGGUCGUGCCGGCCGCACGGGUCCCGGCCAGGCGUUCCGGCUCUACACGCAGCGCCAGUACAAGGACGAGCUGUUGGCCCUCACCGUGCCGGAGAUUCAGCGCACCAACCUGGCCAAUACGGUGCUGCUGCUGAAAUCGCUGGGCGUUGUCGAUUUGCUGCAGUUCCACUUUAUGGACCCGCCGCCGCAGGACAACAUCCUCAAUUCGCUGUACCAGCUGUGGAUUCUCGGUGCCCUGGACCAUACGGGUGCUCUCACAACGCUUGGCCGCCAAAUGGCAGAGUUUCCGCUGGAUCCGCCCCAGUGUCAGAUGCUGAUCGUUGCCUGCCGCAUCCAUUGCAGUGCCGAGGUUUUAAUUAUAGUUUCCAUGUUGUCUGUGCCCUCGAUCUUCUACCGACCGAAGGGACGCGAGGAGGAAGCGGAUGGCGUGCGCGAGAAGUUCCAGGUGCCGGAGUCCGAUCACCUUACCUACCUCAACGUGUACCAGCAGUGGCGCCAGAACAACUAUAGUUCGUCGUGGUGCAAUGAGCACUUUAUCCACAUCAAGGCGAUGCGCAAGGUGCGCGAGGUGCGCCAGCAGCUGAAGGACAUCAUGACCCAGCAGAACAUACCCGUGAAGAGCUGCGGCACCGACUGGGAUGUCGUGCGCAAGUGCAUAUGCUCGGCCUACUUUUAUCAGGCGGCGCGCCUCAAGGGUAUUGGUGAGUACGUGAACCUGCGGACGGGCAUGCCCUGCCAUUUACAUCCUACCUCCGCCUUGUACGGCCUGGGCACCACGCCGGAGUAUGUUGUCUACCAUGAACUGAUCAUGACCGCCAAGGAGUAUAUGCAGUGCGCCACGGCCGUCGAUGGCUAUUGGCUGGCGGAGCUGGGUCCCAUGUUCUUCUCCGUUAAGGAGUCCGGACGCAGUGGCCGCGAGAAGAAGAAGCAGGCGGCCGAGCAUCUUAAGGAAAUGGAGGAGCAAAUGCUGCAGGCGCAGCACGAAAUGGAGGAGCGUAAGCAGCAGGUGGCACAGCGGGAGGAGCAGCUGGCCGCCAAGCAGGAGAUCGCCACGCCGGGCAACGCCACGCCGCGUCGCACGCCAGCCAGGAUAGGCCUAUAAUCAAGCUAAGCGAUCACAUAUUCGAUCGUGCUAUAUAUAUAUUUUUCAUAUAAAUUCAACAAUAAAUUUGUUUACUAAAAAGAAA